Messenger RNA from Eleginops maclovinus (Patagonian blennie), 2339 nucleotides. RefSeq names its product SIM bHLH transcription factor 1a (gene sim1a). The record is from RefSeq and is a predicted model, not a curated record. Gene Ontology annotation, molecular function: RNA polymerase II transcription regulatory region sequence-specific DNA binding; protein dimerization activity; DNA-binding transcription factor activity, RNA polymerase II-specific. Bases 48 to 2339 code for a protein of 763 amino acids. The transcript is spliced from 11 exons. NCBI's taxonomy places the organism in Eukaryota, Metazoa, Chordata, Actinopteri, Perciformes, Eleginopidae. Gene Ontology annotation, biological process: regulation of transcription by RNA polymerase II.
CAGACGCACCGCUGCAGGACUGAGAGCCGGAGGAUACACACGGCAUCAUGAAGGAGAAGUCUAAAAACGCGGCCCGGACACGGCGGGAAAAGGAGAACAGUGAGUUUUAUGAACUGGCCAAACUGCUGCCGCUGCCCUCCGCCAUCACCUCGCAGCUGGAUAAAGCCUCCAUCAUCCGGCUGACCACCAGCUACCUGAAGAUGAGAGUGGUGUUUCCUGAAGGCCUCGGAGAGUCUUGGGGUCAUGUGAGUCGCAGCACUUCUCUGGAUGGAGUCACCCAGGAGCUGGGCUCCCAUCUCUUACAGACAUUAGAUGGCUUUAUCUUUGUGGUUGCUCCAGAUGGGAAGAUAAUGUACAUCUCAGAAACAGCCUCCGUCCACUUGGGCCUGUCGCAGGUAGAGUUGACGGGAAACAGCAUCUAUGAAUACAUCCACCCAGCAGACCACGACGAGAUGACAGCCGUCCUCACAGCACACCAGCCUUACCAUUCACACUGUGUUCACGAGUACGAGAUGGAGCGCUCCUUCUUUCUGAGAAUGAAAUGUGUCCUUGCUAAAAGAAAUGCUGGUCUUACGUGUGGAGGCUACAAGGUGAUCCACUGCAGCGGCUACCUGAAGAUCCGUCAGUACAGCCUGGACAUGUCUCCAUUUGACGGCUGCUAUCAGAACGUGGGGCUGGUGGCUGUGGGGCACUCGCUGCCCCCCAGCGCUGUCACUGAGAUCAAACUGCACAGCAACAUGUUCAUGUUCAGAGCCAGCCUGGACAUGAAGCUCAUCUUCCUCGACUCACGGGUUGCAGAGCUGACAGGCUACGAGCCUCAGGACCUAAUAGAGAAGACUCUCUAUCAUCAUGUGCACAGCUGUGACUCCUUUCACCUGAGAUGUGCUCAUCACUUGUUGCUGGUGAAAGGUCAGGUCACCACUAAGUAUUACCGUUUCCUGGCCAAGCCUGGAGGCUGGGUCUGGGUCCAGAGUUAUGCAACCAUCGUACACAACAGCCGCUCCUCCCGCCCUCACUGCAUCGUCAGCGUCAAUUACGUCCUCACGGAGACGGAGUAUAAAGGCCUACAGCUUUCUCUAGACCAAGCCACGUCCAAGGCCUCCUUCCCCUACAGCAGCAGCUCCGGCAGCCUUACGGAGAGCUGCAGAACUCCCAAGAGUAGAGCAACCCGGCCCAAGACCAAAGCAAGGCUCUCGCCAUACACACAGUAUCCUAGUUUCCAGACGGAGCGCUCGGAGUCAGACCAGGACAGCCCGUGGGGCAGCAGCCCCCUCACAGACUCAGCCUCCCCCCAGCUGCUGGAGCACAGUGAGGGUCUGGAUGCCUCCUGUGUGUACAGACAGUUCUCUGAUCCCCGCUCGCUCUGCUACAGCCUGUCCGAAGAGCGCCAUCACAACGGCAGCGACGGCCACACACACCUCCACUCACAAGGUCAGAGCUGUGAGCGAGGUCGAUGUGAGGCGGGACGAUACUUUCUAGGAGCACCCCAAACUGGCCGAGACGCGUGGUGGGGCAACACCCGGUCUGUCCUGCCGUUGAGCAAGAGCUCCCUGGAGAACCACGAAGGAUAUGACAGCAACGUGCAGCACAUCACAGCCAUCAACAGCCACCACGGCCAGGGCCACUGGGACGAGGAGAGCGUGGUGAGCUCUCCGGAUGGAGGCUCAGCCAGUGACUCAGGGGACCGGUUCCACGCUGACCACUACCGCUGCAGCCCGCAGGAACCCAGCAAGAUCGAGACCCUGAUCCGAGCCACGCAGCAGAUGAUCAAGGAGGAAGAGAUUCGACAUCAGCUGCGCAAGGGCCCUCAGGAUGGCCCACUGGGGCCAGCCAAUGGGCUGCCCAAGGGUCCCGGUUCAUGCUUCACUCCAGAGUAUAGUCAAGGGCCCCUCCCACUACAGACGGUGGUGUGUCGAGGUCUGAGUCAGGUGAUCAGUCCCGCCCCUAGUCCCGCCCCUCUGUCCAGGCUCAGGAGUCCCGGUCCUGAGCUCCUCCACAAGCCCAAAGACUACCUCCAGACAGACGGGUCCCCCCUCUCUCUGCCGUUACACCACCCAUUUGGGCGGUUGGGGCCCUGCUCUGCUUCCCCCACCUCAGCCCCUAUCGUCUACCCCUCCCACACCCACACCCACCCACGGCCCUACUUGGACAAGCAUAAAAGUUACUCCCUGACCGGCUACGCUCUGGAGCAUCUCUAUGACCCGGAGAGCCUUCGAGGCUACUGCACCUCCACCAGCACGGGCCCCACCCACUACGAUGUGACCCCUCACCUCCGUAUGCCAGCAGAGCAGACCCCCGGACAUAAAGGCACCUCUGUCAUCAUCAGCAACGGCAGCUAA